Messenger RNA from Naegleria lovaniensis, 646 nucleotides. RefSeq lists its product as uncharacterized. The transcript is spliced from 2 exons. The record is from RefSeq and is a predicted model, not a curated record. Gene Ontology annotation, biological process: amino acid transmembrane transport. Gene Ontology annotation, molecular function: amino acid transmembrane transporter activity. NCBI's taxonomy places the organism in Eukaryota, Heterolobosea, Eutetramitea, Acrasida, Naegleriidae. Gene Ontology annotation, cellular component: vacuolar membrane. The annotation marks the transcript as partial.
AUGUCAUCACUAGAUCCCUCUUUUCAUUCAACAUUCAAUGGCUCUUCAUCCUAUCACGACGAUGGUGGCAUGGAUUUGAGAUUUAAUUCAUUCCGAGGAACUGCUGAAGAUGGCUAUUUAGUAAACGGAUUGAAUAACCGAGAAUAUUAUGAUGGUGAAAGUGGACAUAAUGCAACCGAAGAAGGAGCAUCUCUGUUGAUGGAAAGUGGUUCAAUAAAUCAUCAUCAUAACGAUGAAAACAACGGAGGAGAUAAAGUGAACGAACAUGAAGUGCAUAUUAAAAAGCAAUUACCUUCCAAGACAAAUGCAGUAUCUGCUUUUUUGAAUAUUACAAAAACAUUUGCUGGUGCUGGAUCUUUUGCGUUACCGUGGGCCCUGAAACAAUCUGGGCUGUUAGCAGGAGUCAUUACAUUAAUUUUAUUAGCAAUUUUGAGUAACUAUACGAUGAAGCUUUUAAUAAGAUGUCGAAGAUAUAUUCAAUCUCAGGAAGAAUAUAAGGAAAAUUCAGAGUAUUGGAAAAUUAGACCGAUUCGAAUUCCAAUUUCAAAGAAAAAAAAUGUAAAUGAAGAAACAGGUGAAACAGUCAUUGAACCUGUUUAUCCCAAACGACAUCCGCCUCCACGAAUUGAAAAUCCUGAAACUGGAG